GUUAUUUAUGGUGUGUAAACUCAUUCUUGGUGGCGCUUUAAAAAUUGAGAAAAGCUACGCACGCAGCAUUCUCACUCGCUCUCUCGUUCAGACUCACACAAUGUCAGAGUCUUCCAUCGACGAUUCCAAUUCCAGCUCUCCCCAUCCAGAUUAUGCUGAGAUUGUAGUGGUGCGCCAUGGUGAAACAGCUUGGAAUGCUGCAAACAGAAUCCAGGGACAGCUGGAUGUUGAAUUAAAUGAAACUGGUAGACAGCAAGCAGUUGCAGUGGCUGAUAGACUAUCCAGAGAAUCAAAGGUCUCCAUUAUAUAUUCUUCUGACUUGCAACGGGCCUUUGAAACAGCACAGGUUAUUGCAUCCAAAUGUGGAGGGGUAGAGGUUGUCAAGGAUUCUGGCCUGCGGGAAAGACACCUCGGGGAUCUGCAAGGCGUUGUGUAUCAUGAAAUGACAAAAUAUCCCGCAGCUUAUAAGGCUUUUAUGUCUAAGAAUGAAGAUCAGGAAAUACCAGGUGGUGGAGAAAGUUUUGUUCAACUUUUUGAUCGCUCCACAUCUGCAUUGCAGAGAAUCGCCUUAAAGCAUCAAGGGGAGCGUGUAGUCGUUGUCACUCAUGGUGCAUUCAUUCGAUCACUUUACAGGCGGGCCUGCCCAACCGGAAAGCCCGCUGGGAAGGUACUGAACACAAGCAUCAGUGUUUUCCACUUGUAUGGUGAGGACAAAUGGAUCUUAAAAGUGUGGGGCGAUGUUAGCCAUCUGAGCCAAACUGGGUUUCUGGAGUCUGGUUUUGGUGGUGAUAAAACUUCUGGUUAGGCCAUUGUUUCCCAUCCAAAGGUAAUAAAGUUUUGAUUGUUUCCCAUCCCAAGUUAAGGUUUAGAGGAAGAAGAGCGGAAAAGGAUAUUAAGUGGUGCUUUCAAAUCUGAUUUUGGCCUCCUAUCAUGGGAAGUACAUAUAUUUUGUAUGUUACCAUGCAAAUAUAUGCUCACCAUGUAAGGAUGUGCCUAAAGGCCUAAACAAUGUUUUUUUUUGGCGGUGAUGCAUCAAUCUGGCAUUAAGAACUUUUUCUUUUUAAAUCUAUUCAAACUGUUAAAUGUAGUGGAGAAUGCAAUGGUGUGCAUUUCCCAUUUUAGUAUUAUUACUUAAAAAAGGGUGAGCCUUUUGUAAGGCUACUUCAGUAGCAAGAUUAAUUUAAACGAUGGAAAUCUAAGGACUCGUUUGGCA
Messenger RNA from Lotus japonicus, 1213 nucleotides. RefSeq names its product phosphoglycerate mutase-like protein 4. The record is from RefSeq and is a predicted model, not a curated record. Gene Ontology annotation, molecular function: phosphatase activity. Bases 8 to 805 code for a protein of 265 amino acids. The transcript has 7 exons. Gene Ontology annotation, cellular component: cytosol; cytoplasm. Lineage: Eukaryota; Viridiplantae; Streptophyta; Magnoliopsida; Fabales; Fabaceae.